Molecule: messenger RNA, 2094 nt
Organism: Zalophus californianus (California sea lion)
Lineage: Eukaryota; Metazoa; Chordata; Mammalia; Carnivora; Otariidae
Gene: HSDL2
Product: hydroxysteroid dehydrogenase like 2
Exons: 12
Coding region: 152-1336 (394 amino acids)
Cellular component (GO): mitochondrion
Source: RefSeq, a predicted model, not a curated record
CCGCUACCUCCGACACCCAUUCCCGGCAGGCCUGGGGGUGGGGAGUGGGGGCUGGGGCUCGAGGGACAGGGCUAAAUGAGGCGGCAAGCCCCGCCUCUCACUGUAUGCUCGCUCCCGCUGCUGUUGCCGCCGCCUCUGCUCUAAGGAAGUCAUGUUACCCAACACCGGGAGGCUAGCAGGAUGUACAGUUUUUAUCACAGGUGCAAGCCGUGGCAUCGGUAAAGCUAUUGCAUUGAAAGCAGCACGGGACGGAGCAAACAUUGUCAUUGCUGCGAAGACCACCCAUGUAAACCCCAAACUUCCAGGCACAAUCUUUACUGCUGCUGAAGAGAUUGAAGCAGCUGGAGGAAAGGCCUUGCCAUGCGCUGUUGAUGUGAGAGAUGAACAGCAAAUCAGUAAUGCAGUGGAGAAAGCAGUGGAGCGAUUUGGAGGAAUUGAUAUUUUGGUGAAUAAUGCCAGUGCUAUUAGCUUGACCAACACAUUGGAAACACCUACAAAAAGAGUGGAUUUGAUGAUGAAUGUCAACACCAGAGGCACCUUUCUGACAUCUAAAGCAUGUAUUCCUUAUUUGAAAAAGAGUAAAAUUGCUCAUAUCCUCAAUCUCAGCCCACCACUGAACCUAAAUCCAUUGUGGUUCAAACAGCACUGUGCUUAUACCAUUGCUAAGUAUGGUAUGUCUAUGUGUGUGCUUGGAAUGGCAGAAGAAUUUAAGGGUGAAAUUGCAGUCAAUGCAUUAUGGCCUAAAACAGCCAUCCACACUGCUGCUAUGGAUAUGCUGGGAGGAUCUGGUAUUGAAAGCCAGUGCAGAAAAGUUGAUAUCAUUGCAGAUGCUGCCUAUUCCAUUUUUAAAAAGCCAAAAAGUUUUACUGGAAACUUUAUUAUUGAUGAAAAUAUCUUAAGAGAAGAAGGAAUAAAAAAUUUUGACAUCUAUGCAAUUAAGCCAGGCCAUCCUUUGAUACCAGAUUUCUUCUUAGAUGAACACCCAGAUACAAUUACCAAGAAAAUGGAAUCACAUGAUGCUCUUCCGGAAUUGAAAGAAGAGAAGUCACAGCCACCACCAAAACCACGUUCUGGAGCUGUGGCAGAAACAUUUAGAAUUGUUAAGGACUCUCUCAGUGAUGAUGUUGUUCAAGCCACUCAAGCAAUUUAUCAGUUUGAGCUCUCAGGUGAAGAUGGUGGAACGUGGUUUCUUGAUCUUAAAAGCAAAGGUGGGAAUGUUGGAUACGGAGAGCCCUCUGAUCAGGCAGAUGUGGUGAUGAGUAUGUCUACUGAUGAUUUUGUAAAAAUGUUUUCAGCCGUAGAAUCUGAGCGGCUAUUGAUGUUAAAGAGCACAUAGUCUUCAGAAGGUGGGCCUUACUGUUUGGAAAACUAAAACCAACAAUGGCAUUCAUGUCAGGAAAAUUGAAGAUUAAAGGAAACAUGACCCUAGCAAUCAGAUUGGAGAAGCUAAUGAAUCAGAUGAAUGCCAAGUUAUGAAGGAAAAGAAAAAAAAAAUGUCGAUCACUAAGCUCAAAAAGUAAAAGGGAUCAACAGUUAAAAUCUGUUUGUUUUUUUCCCUUUCGUAUUAUAAGGAUAUGCAAAUUUGUUUUGGAAAAAACCAUUUCUGUAUCUAUAAGACUUGAAAUUGUAAUUAAAACGGCUAGCUAAUUAAACAUAAGCUUCAUUAAGUGGAAUUCUAAGACAGUCUGCCCAUGGAAUUCUCUGAGUUUUGCCCUCUGAGAGCUAGAUUUCAUUCAUUGUAGGAAAGGUAUGACCCGGUUUAAGGAGUAAAAUUAGCUCUUCUUUAUCUCCCAUGUAAAAGGAGAUUAAUCUGUUUUAAAUUUUUCAGUUUGGGAUUGUAUGCUAAUGAAAUAUUAAUGAUAUUUUAGAUUUUCAUAUACUUGUUUUAAGGAAGAUCUUCUAUAAUGCAUUUUUGCGGAAAUCACAUAAACUAAUAAAUAGUGAAGACUAAUGAAACAAAAACAGUUUUUCAUUCUAACUAGCUUUCCAGGUAUAAGUUACCUAUUAUUAAUGUAAUUUUGCUAAUGUAAUUCAGUAUGUAUCCUCUUUUAAAUGUGUAAAAAUAUCUUAAAAUAAAAUAAUUUCUCCCCAGAA